This is a messenger RNA of Periophthalmus magnuspinnatus, 979 nucleotides long. Its product is annotated as immunoglobulin kappa light chain-like. Gene Ontology annotation, biological process: negative regulation of T cell proliferation; immune response; positive regulation of T cell proliferation. Lineage: Eukaryota; Metazoa; Chordata; Actinopteri; Gobiiformes; Gobiidae. The record is from RefSeq and is a predicted model, not a curated record. The coding region runs from base 86 to 841 and encodes 251 amino acids. Gene Ontology annotation, cellular component: external side of plasma membrane. The transcript is spliced from 4 exons.
CUAAAAAGAGACACUAUAGUAGUUCCUGCAACUUCACAGCAGCAUUUGAAUUGGACCAAGCCACCAGCAGAGACAGUUAAGAGCCAUGGCUUCUCUGCGGUUUCCCCUUUUUGCCUCACUUGGACUCUUGGGUCUCCUUUCGACUCUCAGUGCAGUGGGGGGGCUUGAAUUGCUCACCAUUCCUAAAAUUUUGACAACCUGCGGAGAAAAUGUCACUCUAAGAUGCGACGUAACCACAGACAGCGCUCUUGAGAUCACAGAACUUAGCUGGAAGUUGAGUAAAGAUAUUUGCACUUGGGGCCAAAGUUCAAAAGUCGCAGGUAUUGAGUGUAUGAACGCGAGCUCCACGAACAGCUACAACUAUUCCCUGACCAUCUACAACGUCCAGCCCAAACACAAGGGGACGUACCACUGCCAGCUACGCUCCAAGCAAGGGUCGGCGAAUGGCCAGACCAUCGUUCGAGUUCAAAAGUGCGUGAGUAACAGUACAGCAAACGUGACUUCGACUAACGGAACCUGCAUUUUCAACGACGUCUACCCCAAGCCCGAGAAGAUCUCAUGGAAACAGGGAAACGACGACAGCAUCGGCAACUCGGCCAUUACUAAAAUCACUGAGAACGCGGACGGAAAGUUCACAGCUAUAAGCACCAUCAAGCUACGAAAGAACCCAUCCCUCGGUCUCUAUAACUGCUCUCUGCUGGUGCCCACGGAAAAUGAGAUGAACGUAAGCAUGGUGCAGACGCUGAGAUCCAUGACGUUCGCUGGAGGAGACGGUCUCAUCGCGCACUGGGUUAGCUUGAUGCUAGCGAUGGUUUUAGGGAUAGUAAUAGUCCAAGCAUAAGACAAGAAAAAAUGUAAAGAAAAAUAAUAAAAAUACAUUAUAAAAAGUCUUUCUUUGGUGUUGCUUUGAUUCACUGCGAUUUAAAACCAGGACUUGCAAAAUAAACCAAUCAGACAAAUGUGGCUUUUUCUUUGCAAC